CAGGCGCAGCCUUUUCCCUAUGGAGUUGUUGCUGAGGAGCUUUCAGAGUUUCGGGGAACGAGAGAAGCAAGAGCGCGGGCGGUGAAAUGGUGCUGACAAUGACUGCCCACUUUCUCAGGAAUAACCCGAUUCACCCGGGACUGAAUGUUAGAGUCCUGCUCAUGCUGUCAUUUGUGUCAGGGCUGGUGUAUGGCAGUCAGGUGGUGGUCCCCCCUAAGGUGAACGCUGUGUUGGGAAAGAACGUCACCCUCAGCUGCAGGGUGCAGGUGGACACGAACCUCAGCCUGACGCAGAGCUCAUGGGAGAGGAAGCUGCCCACUGGAUGGGGGACUCUGGCUGUGUAUAACCCCAUGUUUGGCAUCUCCAUCACGCCCGAAUAUGAGCGACGGCUAUCCUUCCGUUCACCCUCUAUGCACGAUGCCACCAUCGUGCUGGAAGACGUGGGUUUCGCUGACAUCGGCAUAUACACCUGCAAGGUUGCCACCUUUCCGCUGGGUAACACUCAGGCCUCCACCACUGUCAGCGUGAUAGUGGAGCCAAAGGUAUAUGUCUCAGCUGGAUCUUCUGCUCUGAUCGAUGGCGGCAAUGAAACCACAGUGGCCACCUGUAUUGCUGAGAGGGCUCGGCCCCCUGCCGACGUCUCCUGGGAGACGAAUCUGUACGGCACAUCUGAGGCCCACAUGCAGGACGAUGCCAAUGGCACCACUACGACCCAGGUGCACUACACCUGGCAGCCCUCCCGUCACGCCCAGGGCCACACGUUAACAUGUGUGGUCAAACACCCCGCUCUACAGAGCGACUUCAGGAUACCCUAUAUCAUCAACGUACAGUUUGCUCCAGACAUCCUGGUGCUGGGCUAUGACGGCAACUGGUAUGUGGGCAGGGAGAAUGUGCAGCUGAAGUGUCGAGCCAAGGCCAACCCGCCUGCCCAGCACUUCAGAUGGAUCAGGUUGGAUGGAGAGAUGCCAGGUGGAGCGGAGGUGGUGAAUAACUCGUUGGCGUUUAUGAGACCCUUGCAGAAGAACGACUCUGGGGUUUACAGGUGUGAGGUGGCAAAUGACAUCGGACUGCACAGUCGAGACAUUAGAAUACGUGUUCAGGAUCCUCCCUCAACCACCACUAUGCCCCCCACCACCCCUGUGCGCCUCCUAACCGCCGACAUCUCUGCCACCGUGCCUGGCAAUAAGCAGCGAGCCCUCAUCACGUCUCCAACCCUGGCGCCUCUGCCGGAGGGGAGCCUAGGCACGAUUGUCGGUGGGGCAGUAGGCGGAGCCCUCUUCCUGCUGUUGCUGCUUGUUCUAGGCGGAGUUUAUUACCAGCGUCAACGGCGGACGUUCCGUGGCGACUACUACACAAAACAGUAUCAUGGCCCCUCGGAUAUGCAGAAGGCUCCCCAGCCCCAUGAGCUGCAGCAAGUCUACAGCAAAGGAAGCCCUGACACCAAGCUCAAGUCCAACCAGGAUAACGGCACCAUCUACCCAGAUAAGGAUCGAGAAGAGUGGGGUGAUUUCGACCGAGAGCGAUCACCCAACAGUCGCAGCAGAGCUCUGAGGGAAGCAGGCGGUCAAAUCAACAACCUUAAUCAUUACAACCAUGAGCAUGGCUACCACAGCAACCAUCACCCCAGCCAUCCGCAAAGCUUUAGUCCAGCCCAUCAUAUCCAGAGUAGCUCGCUGCAGCCAGAGCCCCGCAGAUACGCUGCUCCACAAGUCAUGAGCAAUGGCUCCCCCUUCCUGCCGGAGGACUGCUACGACAACGACUACGUGUCGCACACGGAUGGCUCAAUGAUCUCCCGGAGGGAGUGGUAUGUCUGAGAAGAACGAGCAGGAAGAGACUGCGUGGACACUUAUGAAGUGCUUCAGACUGCAAAAUGAGACUGGGAUGAUAAGAGUUAUGUAAAGAAAAUUAGUAGGAAAUGCACCUUUUCUAGUAGUUUACACCUGCCAAUUUGUUUUUGUACAUUAGUCUAAUCAUUAGUUAGCUGUUCAUAGUUAGCUGGUUUAAUUGAUGUUUUGGGACCAAGAGAGGGUGUAAUUAUUGUCUUCGUUUCUUAGAUUGGUCAGGCAACAAGACAUCUGCUUUGUUUCACCAAUAAACCAGUUCAGGGUUGAUUUCAGGGGUGAUUUAAGUUGAGUUGUCUUUGCCAAAUCAAUAGCCAGUCUCCUUUUCCUUGCACAGUAAGAUGAGCUGUGUGAUUUAUUUAAAAGAAAGAAAGCAGUUCGAACAAAUGCAGUUUGUAUUGAAAUAACCUGUCGAUAAGUGUUUCAGAUCAGCCCUGUCGUGAGCGAUGAGUUUCGAUGAGUCACGUCAACUUUCAGUGCUGUCACUCUGAUGGAGGCAGAAAUGAGCUCCUGUCAACAGCCUGGCGGUUUCCAUGGCAACAUUUAUUUCUUCACUACUGGCAUUCAGAGUUGCUGUAGGGAGGAGCUAGACAGGGAGGACCGUGCUGGAUUUGAUAAAGCCCAAUUGGCGAAAGCCAGACAGGAUGAUUGCCGAAAUGGGGUGGCUGUAAUUGUAUCAAUUCAGUUUCCAUUUACAUACCCCUGCGUCACUGUAUUAGCUCUGGAUUUCUUUUGUUUGUGCCAUCAAAAAUUUUGCCGCCGUGUGAGUCUGUCUGCAGAAGAUGAUUGGACAAUGUACAUUUAAAAACUACUGCCACUGUUCAACAUGAAAGCUUGUCCUGUAUUGAUGUAGCUGUCUGGCUUGUCUUCGUCAGACCAUCACUGCCCAGUGUUAACAACCUCCAACUGCAUUCAGCGACUGUGCAUUAUGUCACAAAUGGAGUCCUGUGCCUGUCUCUUGUGUUUCUGUGUUUGUCUGUAAUAUGUAAAUCCAAUCAGCUGGUGUUAACUGACAGUGUUUUGAUGAAUCGGCUCAUUGCCUGUGCAAUAGUGUUCAGAUUUCUAGUGUCAGAUCUCUCACAUUCACGCACAUAAUUUAACGUAGAAGACGAUAGCCUAACACACUCGUUAUUGGUCAUUAAACUUGUGUUGGCUGGAUCUUUAUAAGCUAGCAGAUGUGUAUGGUUGUUUUUUGAGAUAUUGGAGAUGAUAUUGUAGUGCCUUAAACUGAAGAUGUGCCCUGUAAGCAUUAUAAUAUGCAUGCAGAAGUUACGAACGAGUGAGUAUCAUUUUCAGAAGAAGUAUGCGAGUUGAUUUGAGGCAUAAAAUGGUCAGGUCGGGUCCUGAGAACAUCAUUUUGUACUGUCCUUUGUUCACCACCUUGUUUUGUGUGCCAGUUUUAUGGUUUGCUUUUUGUAGGUUUUCAGACAAUAACUAAUUGUUUUGCUCGCAUUAAAUGACGUGUGACACUUGAGUCACGGUGCACAUCAACGAGUUAUGAUAAAGUAAAACUUAAAAUGUACAGGUUUGGACAAUGCAGAGGUGAAGAAUUCAAUGAAAACAAGAUUGUAUAUAUGCUGGCAUUUAGGAGAACCUUGUUUUGUUUGUUAGUUUGUUUGAAUUUAUCAUUCCUAUAGGAAGCCUGAGAUUCGACGGUGGAACGCACUAGAAAACCCACCAUUACACAGAUUUUGAUGAGAGGAUCGCACAUACACUUCUUCAGAACAUCUUUUACACUUCUUUGUUUUACAAAAGAGCUACUGUAAAAAAAAAAAAAAAAAAAGAAAAUACAAAAAUAAUAAUAAAAAAAAUAGCAAAGAAGAAAUGUAUUUGCAAUGUAUAGAUGAUACUGAGCAUUAUUUUGUAAAAUCAACCUUUGGGAUACAUUUGUUUUGAAAUAAAGCACCUUUUUUUC
This is a messenger RNA of Sinocyclocheilus rhinocerous, 3756 nucleotides long. Its product is annotated as nectin-3-like protein. The record is from RefSeq and is a predicted model, not a curated record. Lineage: Eukaryota; Metazoa; Chordata; Actinopteri; Cypriniformes; Cyprinidae. Bases 87 to 1814 code for a protein of 575 amino acids. Gene Ontology annotation, biological process: symbiont entry into host cell; homophilic cell-cell adhesion; heterophilic cell-cell adhesion. The transcript has 6 exons. Gene Ontology annotation, cellular component: adherens junction; apical junction complex.